UUUUUACGCGCCGUGACGUUUCCACGCACGCGCGUGGAAACGUCACAGAAGGAAAUCCUCUUUAGACGCGCGGGCCGCCGCUGCUGAUGUGAAACAGGCUUAAAGAGUCAGAAGCUGUUUAAAAUCCACGCAAAGAGCAGCGAAUACGACAAUCUUGUCCUCCCCACCCGAGGCCGAGUCCGGCACCAUGACGUCCACCACAGACUUCGACAACGUGGAGAUCACACAACAGUACAGUCGGGUCAACACUCGCUUCGAGCUGCCCGACGAGGAGCUGGACAACGACAACAGUUCUGCCAGACUCUUCGAGCGAUCUCGGAUCAAAGCUCUUGCAGACGAGCGAGAGGCGGUCCAGAAGAAGACCUUCACUAAAUGGGUCAACUCCAUCUUGUCCCGAGUCGGCUGUCGUAUUUCCGACCUGUACUUGGACCUGCGUGAUGGGCGGAUGCUCAUCAGGUUGCUGGAGGUGCUGUCGGGGGAACGACUGCCUAAACCCACCAAAGGGAGAAUGAGGAUCCACUGCCUGGAGAACGUGGACAAGGCCUUGCAGUUCCUCAAGGAGCAGAGAGUCCACUUGGAGAAUAUGGGCUCUCACGACAUCGUGGACGGGAACCAUCGCCUCAUCCUGGGUCUCAUCUGGACCAUCAUCCUCCGCUUCCAGAUCCAGGACAUCGUCGUGGAGACGGGCCAGGAAGACCAGAAGGAAACCCGCUCGGCCAAAGAUGCUCUUCUUCUGUGGUGUCAGAUGAAAACCGCAGGCUAUCCCAACGUCAACAUCACAAACUUCACCACCAGCUGGAAAGACGGCAUGGCCUUCAACGCUCUGAUCCACAAACACCAACCAGAUCUGGUGGACUUCAACAGUCUGAAGAGGUCCAAUCCGACGCACAACCUCCAGAAUGCCUUCAACGUGGCAGAGAAACAACUCGGCGUGACCAAACUGUUAGACCCAGAAGAUGUGUUCACCGAGAACCCGGACGAGAAGUCCAUCAUCACGUACGUGGUGGCCUUCUACCAUUACUUCUCCAAGAUGAAGCAGCUGGCCGUGGAGGGCAAGAGGGUUGGAAAGGCUCUGGACCACGCCAUCGAGACGGAGAAGAUGAUCGAGAAGUACGAGACGUUAGCCUCGGACUUGCUGGCGUGGAUCGAGCAGACCAUCGGCGUUCUCAACAACCGCAAACUGGCUAACUCGCUGUCGGGGGUUCAGCAUCAGCUUCAGGCCUUCAACACCUACAGAACCGUCGAGAAGCCGCCCAAGUUUCAGGAGAAAGGCAAUCUGGAGGUGCUGCUCUUCACCAUCCAGAGUCGAAUGAGGGCCAACAACCAGCGGGUCUUUACACCCAAAGAGGGCGCGCUGGUUGCCGACAUCAACAGGGCCUGGGAGCGACUGGAGCGGGCCGAGCACGAGCGAGAACGAGUUCUGAGGGACGAGUUGAUCCGUCAGGAGAAGCUGGAGCAGACGGCGAGGCGAUUUGACCGCAAGGCGGCCAUGAGGGAGACGUGGCUACUGGAGAACCAGCGAUUAGUCGCUCAGGAUAACUUCGGCUACGACCUGUCGGCGGUGGAGGCGGCGAAGAAGAAGCACGACGCCAUCGAGACGGACAUCGCCGCCUACCAGGAGCGCGUCCAGGCCUUGGUGGACAUCUCCGAGGAGCUGGAGGCCGAGCGCUACCACGACGCCAAGCGGGUGGACGCCCGCAAAGACAACGUCCUGCGCCUGUGGGACUACCUGCAGGAGCUGCUGACGGCCCGGCGAGGCCGCCUGGGCAAGAACUUGACCCUGCAGAGGAUCUUCCAGGAGAUGCUGUACAUCAUCAACUGGAUGGACGAAAUGAAGGCUCGUCUGAUGUCCCCGGACUUUGGGAAGCACUUACUGGAGGUGGAGGACCUUCUCCAGAAACAUGCUCUGGUAGAGAACGACAUCGCCCUGCAGACAGAAAGAGUCCAAAACGCUAGUUCUGCCGCCCUCAAGUUCGCUAAUGGAGACAGUUACAAGCCGUGCGAUCCUCAGGUGAUCAAGGACCGGGUGGCCCAUUUGGAUCUCUGCUACCAGGAGUUGUGUUCCCUGGCGGCUCAGCGCAGAGCCCAGCUGGAGCAGUCCCGCCGCUUCUGGAACUUCCUGUGGGAGGUGGCGGAACUGGAGAGCUGGAUCAAGGAGAAGGAGCACAUCUUCUCCUCCUUGGACUACGGCAAGGACCUGAGCAGCGCCCUGGCGCUCCAGAGCAAGCACGGCGCCUUCGAGGACGAGCUGGGGGCGCGGCGUGCUCACCUGCGGCGGGUGCUGGGCGACGGCAGGAAGAUGAUCGAAGACAAGCACUUCGGCACGCCCAAGAUCCAAGAGCGCAUGGACAGCAUGGAGAGGCAGUGGCAGCAGCUGGAGGAGCUGGCGGCCUUCCGGAAGCAGAACCUCCAGGACACCCAGAAGUUCUUCCAGUUUCAAGGAGACGCCGACGAACUGAAGGCCUGGCUGCUGGACGCCAAGAGGCAGAUGAGCAGCGAGGACGUGGGCAACGACGAGUACACCACCCAGCGCCUCCUCAAGCGCCACCACGACCUGAGGAACCAAGCCAUGAAGAACGGCGCCACCAUCGACGCUCUCUCCAAACAGGCCAAGGUUUUACCGGAGGAGCUCCUGAACACCCCGGACAUCCAGCGACGCCUGAAAGACAUCAAAGACCUCUUCAUGGAGCUCAUGUCUCUGGCCGACCUCCGGCAGAAGAAGCUGGAGGACGCCACGGCGCUCUACACCAUCUUCAGCGAGUCCGACGCCUGCGAGCUCUGGAUGGGCCAGAAGGAGACGUGGUUGGUGGACUUGGAGGUGCCGGACAAGCUGGAAGACUUGGAAGUAGUCCAAAAUAGGUUGAGCAUUCUGGCGCAGGAGAUGUGCAAGGUUCAGUCCAGGGUGGACGACGUCAACAAGGCGGUGAAACAGCUGGAGGACAGCAGACACCCUCGGACCAGGGACGUCAAAGAAUGUCAGAGCCGACUCAAUCAGAGGUGGGAGGCCUUCAAGGCGAUGGUGGAGGACAAGAAGAAGAAGGUGGACUCAGCAGGAAGUCUUCACAAUUACGGGCUGGAAUGUGACGAGACAGAAGCGUGGAUCCGAGACAAGACGCGCGUCAUCGAGUCCACGCAGGACUUGGGUAACGACCUGGCCGCCGUCAUGACCAUCCAGAGGAAGCUCUACGGCAUGGAGCGAGACCUGGCCGCCAUCGACUCCAAGCUCCGCCUCCUGAGGGCCGACGCCGACCGGCUGGCCGAGGAUCACCCCGAGAACGCGGAGGAAAUCUUGUCCCGCGGAGCCCGGCUGGACGCGGCCUGGGAGGCGCUCAAGAAGACCCUGAAGGACCGAGAGGACUCUCUGGGCGAGGUCAGCAAGUUGCAGACCUUCCUCCAAGACCUGGACGACUUCCAGUCUUGGCUUUUUAGGACCCAGAAGGCGGUGGCGUCGGAGGAGACGCCCGCCUCGCUGCCCGAGGCCGAGGAGCAGCUGAGUCUUCACGACGCCCUGCGGGAGGACGUGGACAACCACGAGGAGGACUACCACCGCGUUAGGGACGCCGGCGCCCGGGUCACACGUGGGCAGGAGGACCCUCAGUACCAGCAGCUGGAGCAGAUGCUGGACAGCGUAGACCGAGGGUGGGACGAGCUCCAGAAGAUGUGGGACAGCCGCAAGAACUUCCUGGACCAGGGACUUGGCUUCCAGCAGUUCCUGAGGGACGCGAAGGCAGUGGAGGCCGUCCUCAACAACCAGGAGUACACGCUGGCCCACGUGGACACGCCCGACACGCUGGCUGGAGCCGAGCAGGCCCUGAAGAAGCACGAGGACUUCAUGAGCACCAUGGACGCCAACCAGGACAAGAUCCUGGCUGUCCUCCAGGCGGGAGACAGACUGCUGGACCAGAACAACUUGGACUCUGGGAAAGUGGAGGACAAGAUGGACGCCAUUAAAGACAGACAGAAGAAGAACGCGGUGCGGGCGCAGGAAGUGUCGGAGAAGCUGCGAGACAACCGCCACCUGCAGCACUUCCUGCAGAACACGCAAGACCUGACCUUGUGGAUCAACGAGAAGAUGCUGACGGCGCAGGACAGGUGGUACGAGGAGGCCAGGAACCUGCACAGCAAGUGGCUGAAGCAUCAGGCCUUCAUGGCCGAGUUGGCCUCCAACAAGGACUGGCUGACCGCCGUAGACCAGGAGGGCCAGGACCUGAUGAGGUCCAAGCCCGAGUUGGAAACCGACGUGAGCGAGCGUCUGGCCGCUCUCCACGAGCUGUGGCGGAUGCUGGAGUCUACCACGCAGGAGAAGGCGCGCCUGCUCUUUGACGCCAACCGCUCGGAGCUUUUGGACCAGAGUCUGAGCGACAUGAGGAAAUGGUUGGGAGAGUUGCGGCAGCAGCUGCAGAGCGGCGAGGACGGCGUCGACGUGAAAGAUCUGACCAACGCUAAUAUCCUGCUGAAGAAGCAUCAGGUGAUGGAGAACCAGGUGAGAGAUCGAGCACGCGAGCUGGAGGAGCUCCAGGAAGCGGUCAAAAAGCACGGCGGCGCCCGUGAGGACCAACCCGAGCUGGAGGUGGAGCAACAGUCGCUGCAGUUGGACUUCCAGCAGCUGAUCGCUCCUUUAGCUCAGCGCAGAGACAGACUGGAGGCGGCCAAGGAGCUGCAUCAGUUCCACAGGGACGUGGCUGAUGAACUCCUGUGGAUGGAAGAGAGAACACCACUCGCACUGUCACAAGACCACGGCCACGACCUGCAGACGGUGCAGAUGUUGCAGAAAAGGAACCAGACUUUGCAGAAGGAGAUCGACGGCCAUCAGCCUCGCGUGGACGACGUGCUGGAGCGAGGACGCGCGAUGGCGUCGGCCGCCGGCGAGGAGGACGGGCCGGAGGGCGAGCGCAUCACGGAGCAGCUGCGAGACCUGGAGGAGGCGUGGGCCAGGCUGCGGGACGACAUGGACAAGCGGCAGGAAAGACUGGACCACGGCCGCUCGGCACAACAGUUCUACAACGACGCCGACGAGGCCGAGGCUUGGAUCGGAGAACAAGAACUGUACAUGAUCGCCGAGGACAAACCCAAGGACGAGCAGAGCGCCAUCUUGGCUCUGAAGCGCCACGCCGUCCUCAAGCAGGCGGUGGACGACUACGGCGACUCCAUCCGGAGUCUGGCAGACGGAGUCCAGAAGAUGUUUGCCGAGGACCAUCCUGACGGUGAGAAGAUGUUGGGGCGCCAGGCUCAGGUGGACAAACAGUAUGCGGGCCUGAAGGAGUUGGCUCAGGACCGCAACAGGAAGUUGGAACAUUGCUGCCAACACUUCCUGCUCAGCCGAGAGGUGGAGGACUUGGAACUGUGGAUCUCGGAGCGAGACUUGGUGGCGUCUUCUCAGGAGAUGGGCCAAGACCUGGACCACGUCACACUGCUGAGGGAGAAGUUCCGUGAGUUUGCCCGCGAGACUGGCAUGCUGGGUCAGGAGCGAGUGGACCUGGUCAACCAGACCAUCGACGAGCUGAUCGAGGCGGGUCACAGCCAGGCGGCCGCCAUGGCGGAGUGGAAGGACGCCAUCAACGAGAGCUGGGCCGACCUCCUGGAGCUCAUGGACACGCGCUCACAGCUCCUCAGCGCGUCCUACGAGCUGCUCAAGUACUUUGAGGACGGCAAAGACCUUGUCCUCCAGAUCCAGGACAAGCAGAAGGAGCUGCCUGAUGACGUAGGAGAGGACUUCAGCAAGGCCGAGUCCUUCCACAGGAUGCACGCCGCCUUCCAAAGAGACAUCAGCGCUCUUGGAAAGCAGGUGCAGCAGUUCCAGGAGGCGGCAGGCCGACUGGGUGCUCAGUACGCAGGAGAGCGAGUGGAAGACAUCCAGUCCACAGAGAGAGACGUGGUGGAGGCGUGGAAAGGUCUGCUGGACGCCUGCGAAGGCCGGCAGGCUCGACUGUUGGACACGGCAGACAAGUUCCGCUUCUUGUCCAUGGUCAGAGACCUGAUGGCCUGGAUGGAGAGCACCGUGCAGCAGAUAGUCACCCAGGAGAAGCCCAGGGACGUGUCCUCUGUGGAGCUGCUGCAGAAAUACCACCAAGGUAUUCGCUCCGAGAUGGAGGCCAGAGGAGCCGCGUUCAGCGAGUGCAGCGACUUGGGCACGACUCUGCUGGCCCGCAAACACAGAGACUCUGCCGAGAUCGGAGAGAAGAUGAAGCAGCUGCUGGACAAACGGCAGGAGAUGAUGUUGAAGUGGGACGACCGCUGGGACUGGCUGAGACUUUUGUUGGAGGUGUGUCAGUUUGCACGAGACGCCUCGGUGGCCGAAGCCUGGCUGAUCGCACAGGAGCCUUACGUGAGCAGCAGAGAGGUGGGACACUCGGUGGGCGACGUGGAGAAGCUGCUCAAGAGACACGAGGCCUUCGAGAAAUCCACGGCCGCCUGGGAGGAGCGAUUCUCUGCGCUCGAGCGCCUCACCACGUUGGAAUUGUUAGAGCUGAGGAAACAGCAGCAGGAAAUGGAAGAGUUUCUCAAAGAGGAGCGACGCCUGGACCAAGACCGCAGGAGUGAAGACACAGGUUUUGCAGAAUCUUCUCAACUCUUUACCGUCGACGAAGAAACUUUGUCCACGGUCCCCCAGGCCGCUUCUGGUCUACCAGAGGCCGCUUCUGGUCUAGCCGAGGCGGAGGAGACAGGCGACGCCGCGGCGGCCGUAGAGUCGGAGAUGAGAGAGAGCGUCUCUUUGGAGUUGGAGGCGGCCACUUUGAUGGCGGCGCCGGCUGAAGCAGAACAUGUGGCCACGUGGCCUUUGGAGACACAGGCGGUGCUGAUGGAGGGAAUGUUGGGGCGCAAGCAGGACGUGGAGGACUCUGGCAGGAAGGCCUCUAAUAGGUCCUGGACAAACUUGUACUGCGUGCUGAAGCCCGGUCAGCUCUCGGCCUACAAGGACGCCAAAAGCUUCGGCCACGGCAUCACGUUUCACGGCGAGGACCCCCUGCUGCUCGCCAACGCUAGCUGGGAGCUGCUGGCAAACUACAAGAAGAAGAAAAACGUUGCCAAGCUACGCCUGAGCGACGGCAGUGAAUAUUUGUUCCAGUGCAAAGACGAGGAGGAGCUGCAGCGUUGGAGCCGAGCGAUGGCGAGGGCCCUGCAGCCCCUGGCGGAGGAAGAGGGGGCAGCAAGGUUGUCCUCAGAGACCCCCAAAGCCCUCAGUCUGCCCCCACUCACCUCCUCCCCCGCCAAGAAAGACAAAAAGUUCAGUCGCUUUGCCAAGAAGAAAUAAAAAGAAUAUCUUCAGGGGCUGGCUGACACGCCUAUUUGUGUACAAUCUAUUUCAGCACGCUCUAUGCAGGCAUUUGUAACAUCGCUUCUAGAAAACAUCUCUUUUGCCUCUUUUGUUGAACAAUUUAAAUCUUCUUUCACACUCAACCAAAGAUUGUUUGGCUUUACCUUAUUUUAUUUUUUUCCUUUUAACUUUGCAAUAUGUGACCAACCUUCCACACACACGCUUGUCAACUGUAGUCAUAGCAACACACUUUUAUGUUCUAGCAGUUCUUCUUUAUGUCAGCACCAGGUGUGUUGGGGCCACACUGACAAGGACACAACUAAUGAAGUGCGGCUCAGGGCUCAAUUAAGCAUUUCUUCAGGGCCAUGAUAUGCCAUUUUAAAGUUUAACAUUUCAAGAAAAAAUUAUUAGUAAGUUAAGUUUUAGUCCCUCCCCCAAAAAAUCAUUCAAACAUAGUUUGAAUGAAUUAAUAUACAAGUUGUGAAUUUUUACGAUUACUUUUUAGUUUAAAAUCUAAAAAAAAUAUUAAAGUAAAUUUAGCAAAGAAAAGUAGCAUUUCUUCAUAUGCAAUGUAAUGACAAGAUAAGUCGGAAUUUUUAUUGUACAAUUAUUUUUUUUUGCAAGGAAAAAAAAAUACAGUAAAAUAUUUCAAGAAAAAACUAUUAGUAAUUUAAGUUUUAGUCCCUCCCCCCAAAAAAUCAUUCAAACAUCGAGAAAAAAAGUCCAAAUGUAUUUUUGUUGUAAAAUGUUUGAAAAAACCUAAACAUUUUUAUUUUUAAAUGUAAAACUCUUUCAAAUAUUUAAACGGUGUAUUAACAAUUUAACAAGUCACAUUUCUUCAGGGCAAUAAUAUGCAACGUAAUGAUAAAAUGAGUCGGAAUUUUUAUAUACUUUUUUUUUGAGAGGGGGAAAAAAAAAAAAAUUAAACAUUUCAAGAAAAAAUUAUUAAUAAUUUAAGUUUUAGUUCCACCCCUAAAAUGUUUCAAACAUUGAGAAAAAAAAAAAGUCCAAAUUAAUUUUGGUUGUAAAAUGUUUGAAAAUACCUACAAAUUUAAAAUUUUUAAAUGUAAAACUUUUUACAAUGGUGUAUUGAACAAUUUAACAAGUCGUGGAAUUUUGUGUUUACCUUUUCUUUUAAAAUCUGAAAAAAUCAAGUAAAUUUAGCAGAGAAAAGUAGCAUUUCUUCAGGGCGAUGAUAUGCCAGUAAUGACAUUUUUAUUGUAGAAUUAUUUUUUUUAAAAAGCGGGAAAAAAGUUAAACAUUUCAAGAAAAAAAUAUUAGUAAGUUAAGUUUUAGUCCCUCCCCCCAAAAAAAUCAUUCAAACAGAGAAAAAAAAGUCCAAAUUAAUUUUUGUUGUAAAAUGUUUGAAAAAACCUAAAUAUUUUUAUUUUUAAAUGUAAAACUAAAAUAUUAAAACGGUGUAUUAACAAUUUAACAAGUCACAUUUCUUCAGGGCAAUAAUAUGCAAUGUAAUGACAAAAAGUCGGAAUUUGUAUAUACUUUUUUUUUGAGAGGGGGGAAAAAAAAAAAAAAUUAAACAUUUCAAGAAAAAAUUAUUAGUAAUUUAAGUUUUAGUUCCACCCCUAAAAUGUUUCAAACAUUGAGAAAAAAAAAGUCCAAAUUAAUUUUGGUUGUAAAAUGUUUGAAAAUACCUACAAAUUAAAAAUUUUUAAAUGUAAAACUUUUUACAAUGGUGUAUUAAACAAUUUUGUGUUUGCCUGUUCUUUCAAAAUCUGAAAAAAAUCAAGUAAAUUUAGCAGAGAAAAGUAGCAUUUCUUCAGGUAGAUGAUAUGCCAUUUAAUGACAUUUUUAUCGUGAAUUUUUUUUUUUAAAAAGCGGGAAAAAAAGUUAAACAUUUCAAGAAAAAAUAUUAGUAAGUUGAGUUUUAGUCCCUCCCCCCCAAAAAAUCAUUCAAACAGAGAAAAAAAAGUCCAAAUUAAUUUUUGUUAUAAAAUGUUUGAAAAAACCUAAAUAUUUUUAUUUUUAAAUGUAAAACUCUAUAAAAUAUUAAAACGGUGUAUUAACAAUUUAACAAGUCACAUUUCUUCAGGGCAAUAAUAUGCAAUGUAAUGACAAAAAGUCGGAAUUUGUAUAUACUUUUUUUUUGAGGGGGGGGAAAAAAAAAAAAAUUAAACAUUUCAAGAAAAAAUUAUUAGUAAUUUAAGUUUUGGUUCCACCCCUAAAAUGUUUCAAACAUUGAGAAAAAAAAAAGUCCAAAUUAAUUUUGGUUGUAAAAUGUUUGAAAAUACCUACAAAUUUAAAAUUUUUAAAUGUAAAACUUUUUACAAUGGUGUAUUAAACAAUUUUGUGUUUGCCUUUUCUUUCAAAAUCUGAAAAAAAUCUAGUAAAUUUAGCAUAGAAAAGUAGCAUUUCUUCAGGGCGAUGAUAUGCCAUUUAAUGACAUUUUUAUCGUAGAAUUUUUUUUUUUUUAAAAAGCGGGAAAAAAAGUUAAACAUUUCAAGAAAAAAUAUUAGUAAGUUGAGUUUUAGUCCCUCCCCCCCAAAAAAUAAUUCAAACAUCGAGAAAAAAAGUCCAAAUGUAUUUUUGUUGUAAAAUGUUUGAAAAAACCUAAACAUUUUUAUUUUUAAAUGUAAAACUCUUUAAAAUAUUAAAAUGGUGUAUUUACAAUUUAACAAGUCACAUUUCUUCAGGGCAAUAAUAUGCAAUGUAAUGACAAAAUGAGUCGGAAUUUUUAUAUACUUUUUUUUUGAGAGGGGGGAAAAAAAAAAAUUAAACAUUUCAAGAAAAAAUUAUUAGUAAUUUAAGUUUUAGUUCCACCUCCAAAAUGUUUCAAACAUUGAGAAAAAAAAAGUCCAAAUUUAUUUUGGUUGUAAAAUGUUUCAAAAUACCUACAAAUUUAAAAUUUUUAAAUGUAAAACUUUUUAAAAUCUUAAAAUGGUGUAUUAAACAAUUUAACAAGUCGUGAAAUUUUGUUUUUGCCUUUUCUUUUAAAAUCUGAAAAUAAUCAAGUAAAUUUAGCAUAGAAAAGUAGCAUUUCUUCAGGGCGAUGAUAUGCAAUGUAAUGACAAUUUUUAUUGUAGAAUAUUUUUUUUUUAAAAGAGGGAAAAAAAGUUAAACAUUUCAAGAAAAAAUUAUUAGUAAGUUAAGUUUUAGUCCCUCCCCCAAAAAAUCAUUCAAACAUCGAGAAAAAAAGUCCAAAUGUAUUUUUGUUGUAAAAUGUUUGAAAAAACCUAAACAUUUUUAUUUUUAAAUGUAAAACUCUAUAAAAUAUUAAAACGGUGUAUUAACAAUUUAACAAGUCACAUUUCUUCAGGGCAAUAAUAUGCAAUGUAAUGAUAAAAUGAGUCGGAAUUUUUAUAUACUUUUUUUUUGAGAGGGGGAAAAAAAAAAAAAAUUAAACAUUUCAAGAAAAAAUUAUUAGUAAUUUAAGUUUAGUUCCACCUCCAAAAUUGUUCAAAAAUUGAGAAAAAAAAAGUCCUAAAAUGUUUGAAAAUACCUACAAAUUUAAAAUUUUUAAAUGUAAAACUUUUUAAAAUCUUAAAAUGGUGUACUAAACAAUUUGACAAGUUGUGAAAUUUUCUUUUAAAAUCUGAAAAAAUCAAGUAAAUUUAGCAUAGAAAAGUAAUAUUUCUUCAGGGCGAUGAUAUGCAAUGUAAUGACUUUUUAUUGUAGAAUUAUUUUUUUUUAAAAAGCGGGAAAAAAAGUUAAACAUUUCAAGAAAAAAUUAUUAGUAAAUUAAGUUUUAGUCCCUCCCCCCAAAAAAUCAUUCAAACAGAGAAAAAAAAGUCCAAAUUAAUUUUUGUUGUAAAAUGUUUGAAAAAACCUAAACAUUUUUAUUUUUAAAUGUAAAACUCUUUAAAAUAUUAAAACGGUGUAUUAACAAUUUAACAAGUCACAUUUCUUCAGGGCAAUAAUAUGCAAUGUAAUGAUAAAAUGAGUCGGAAUCUGUAUAUACUUUUUUUUUGAGAGGGGGAAAAAAAAAAAAAUUAAACAUUUCAAGAAAAAAUUAUUAGUAAUUUAGGUUUUAGUUCCACCCCUAAAAUGUUUUAAACAUUGAUAAAAAAAAAGUCCAAAUUUAUUUUGGUUGUAAAAUGUUUGAAAAUACCUACAAAUUUAAAAUUUUUAAAUGUAAGACUUUUUACAAUGGUGUAUUAAACAAUUUAACAAGUCGGGAAAUUUUGUGUUUGCCUUUUCUUUCAAAAUCUGAAAAAAAUCAAGUAAAUUUAGCAUAGAAAAGUAGCAUUUCUUCAGGGCGAUGAUAUGCCAGUAAUGACAUUUUUAUCGCAGAAUUAUUUUUUUUUAAAAAGCGGGAAAAAAAGUUAAACAAGAAAAAUUAUUAGUAAGUUAAGUUUUAGUCCCUCCCCCCAAAAAAUCAUUCAAACAGAGAAAAAAAAGUCCAAAUUAAUUUUUGUUGUAAAAUGUUUGAAAAAACCUAAAUAUUUUUAUUUUUAAAUGUAAAACUCUUUAAAACGGUGUAUUAACAAUUUAACAAGUCACAUUUCUUCAGGGCAAUAAUAUGCAAUGUAUGACAAAAUGAGUCGGAAUUUGUAUAUACUUUUUUUUUGAGAGGGGGGGAAAAAAAAAAUUAAACAUUUCAAGAAAAAAUUAUUAGUAAUUUAAGUUUAGUUUCACCUCCAAAAUUGUUCAAACAUUGAGAAAAAAAAAGUCCUAAAAUGUUUGAAAAUACCUACAAAUUUAAAAUUUUUAAAUGUAAAACUUUUUAAAAUCUUAAAAUGGUGUAUUAAACAAUUUGACAAGUCGUGGAAUUUUGUGUUUGCCUUUUCUUUUAAAAUCUGAAAAAAUCAAGUAAAUUUAGCAUAGAAAAGUAGCAUUUCUUCAGGGGAUGAUAUGCAAUGUAAUGACUUUUUAUUGUAGAAUUAUUUUUUUUUUGAAAGAGGGAAAAAAAGUUUAACAUUUCAAGAAAAAAUUAUUAGUGAUUUAAGUUUUAGUCCCUCCCCCCAAAAAAUCAUUCAGAGAAAAAAAAGUCCAAAUUUAUUUUUGUUGUAAAAUGUUUGAAAAAACCUAAACAUUUUUAUUUUUAAAUGUAAAACUCUAUGAAAUAUUAAAACGGUGUAUUAACAAUUUAACAAGUCACAUUUCUUCAGGGCAAUAAUAUGCAAUGUAAUGACAAAAUGAGUCGGAAUUUUUAUAUACUUUUUUUUGAGAGGGUGGGGGGGGGGGAAUUAAACAUUUCAAGAAAAAAUUAUUAGUAAUUUAAGUUUUAGUUCCGCCGCCAACAUUUUUCAAACAUUGAGAAAAAAAAAAAAGUCCAAAUUUAUUUUGGUUGUAAAAUGUUUCAAAAUACCUACAAAUUUAAAAUUUUUAAAUGUAAAACUUUUUACAAUCUUAAAAUGGUGUAUUAAACAAUUUAACAAGUCGUGAAAUUUUGUUUUUGCCUUUUCUUUUACAAUCUGAAAAAAUCAAGUAAAUUUAGCAUAGAAAAGUAGCAUUUCUUCAGGGCGAUGAUAUGCAAUGUAAUUACAUUUUUUAUUGUCGAAUAAUUUUUUUUUAAAAGAGGGAAAAAAAGUUAAACAUUUCAAGAAAAAAUUAUUAAUAAGUUAAGUUUUAGUCCCUCCCCCCAAAAAAUCAUUCAAACAGAGAAAAAAAAGUCCAAAUUUAUUUUUGUUGUAAAAUGUUUGAAAAAACCUAAACAUUUUUAUUUUUAAAUGUAAAACGCUUUAAAAUAUUAAAACGGUGUAUUAACAAUUUAACAAGUCACAUUUCUUCAGGACAAUAAUAUGCAAUGUAAUGACGAAGUGAGUCGGAAUUUUUAUAUACUUUUUUUGGGGGGGGGUUAAACAUUUCAAGAAAAAAUUAUUAGUAAUUUAAGUUUUAGUUCCACCCCCAAAAUUGUUCAAACAUUGAGAAAAAAAAGUCCUGAUUUAUUUUGGUUGUAAAAUGUUUCAAAAAAACUACAAAUUUAAAUUUUUUAAAUGUAACAAGUCGUGAAAUUUUGUGUUUACCUUUUCUUUUAAAUUCUGAAAAAAAUCAAGAAAUUUAGCAGAGAAAAGUAGCAUUUCUUCAGGGCGAUGAUAUGCAAUGUAAUGACAAUUUUCAUUGAAGAAUAAUUUUUUUUUUUUUUUAAAGUAAACAUUUCAAAAAAAAUAAUAAUAAAAUAAUUCAAACAUUGAGAAAAAAAAUUCCAAAUUCAUCUUUGUUGUAAAAUGUUUGAAAAUACGUAAAAAAAAGUAUUUUUAAAUGUAAAACUUUUUAAAAUAUUAAAAUGGUGUAUUAACAAAUUUAUAAACAAGACGUGAAUUUUUAUGUUUACCUUUUCUUCCUAAAUCUACAAAAAAUUAAGUAAAUUUAGCAGAAAUAAGUAGCAUUUCCUCAGGGCGAUAACAUGCAAUGUAAUGCAAAUGUAAGACUUUAAAUUUAAAAUGAUUUAAUCUAUGAGGAAAAAAAGUUUUAAAAAUUAAAAUGAUGAAUUAAUAUAUUAAACAAGUUGUGAAUUUUUACGAUUACUUUUUAGUUUAAAAUCUAAAAAAAUAUUAAAGUAAAUUUAGCAAAGAAAAGUAGCAUUUCUUCAUAUGCAAUGUAAUGACAAGAUAAGUCAGAUUUUUUAUUGCACAAUUGUUUUUUUUUGCAAGGGAAAAAAAUACAGUAAAAUAUUUCAAGAAAAACUAUUAGUAAUUUAAGUUUUAGUCCUACCCCCAAAAUCAUUCAAACAUUGAGAAAAAAAAGUCCAAAUGUAUUUUUGUUGUAAAAAAAAAUUGUCAUUUUUAAAUGUAAAACUUUUAAAUGUUUUAAUCUAAGAAAAAUCAUUUAAAAAUAUUAAAAUGUUUUAAAAACCAAACAAGUCAUGAUUUUUUACAUUUACUUUUUCUUUUUAAAUCUGCACAAAAUCAAGUAAAGUUAGCAGAGCAAAGUUGCAUUUCUUCAGGGCAAUAAUAUGCAAUGUAAGGAGUCAGAAUUUUUAUAGACUUUUUUUUUUGCGAGGGGAAAGAAAAAAGUUAAAUAUUUCAAGGAAAAAAUAAUUUGUUAUUUAAGUUUUACUACCCUCUAAAAUCGUUCAAACAUUAAAAAAAAGUCAGAAUUUUUUGUUGUUGUAAAAUGUUUGAAAAUACCUAAACAUUUAAAUUUUUAUAUGUAAAACUUUUUUAAAUAUUUAAAAUGGUGUAUUAACAAUUUUACAAGUCUUGAAUUGUUAUUAAUCAAUCAAUCAAUGUUAAUUUAUAUAGCUCUAAAUCACUAGUGUCUCAAAGGGCUGCGCAAAUCAUUACGACAUUCUUGUGUUUACCUUUUCUUUGCAAAUCUGAAAAAAAUCAAGUAAAUUUAGCAAAAGAAAGUAGCAUUUCUUUAGUGUGAUAAUAUGCAAUGUAAUGACAAUUUUUUAUGGUGGAAUUAUUUUUUUUGAGGGGGGAUGGGUCAAAUAUUUAAAAAAAAAGUAUUAGUAAUUUAAGUUGUAGUCCCCCCCAAUCAUUCAAAGUCACAAUGUAUUUUGGUUUUAAAAUUUUUAAAUAUUUAACUAAAUUUGUCAUUUUUAAAUGUAAAAAUUUCACUUUAAAAUGUUUUAAUCUAAGAAUUUUUUAUUUUAAAAUGUAUUACAAAUUAAACAAGUCAUGAUUUUUUACGUUUAAAUCUGAAAAAAAUUAAGUAAAUCUCUAUCAGAGAAAAGUAGCAUUUCCUCAGGGCAAUAAUAUGCAAUGUAAUGACAAAAUGAGUCAAAAUUUUUAUUGAUUUUUUUUUUUGCAAGGGGAAAGAAAAAGUUAAAUAUUUCAAGAAAAAAUAAUUUAUAAAAGUUUUAGUCCCCUCCAAAAUCGUUCAAGCCGAUGGCGUUUUUUUUGUUGUAAAAUGUUUGAAAAUACUUAAUUCAAAUUUUUAUUUGUAAAACUUUACAUUUAAAAUGUAAUGUUUUUUGUUUUUUUUAUAUUAAAAUUGUGUAUUAAAAAUGUAACAACUUGUGUAUUUUUGUUUCCUUUUUCUUUUUAAAUCUGAAAAAAAUCAAGUAAAUUUAGCAGAGAAAAGUAGCAUUUAUUCAGGGCAAUAAAAAGGAAUGUAAUGGCAAAAUAAGUCGGAAGUUUUAUUACAUUUUUUUGCGAGGGGAAAAAAAAGUAAAAUAUCUAAAAAAAAAAUAAUAAUUUGUAAUUUUAGUCCUCCCCAAAAAAUCGUCAAACUUUAGGAAAAGGUCAAAAUGUAGUAACAUUUUUGAAAAUAUUUCACUAAAAAUUGUACUUUUUAAAUGUAAGACUUUAAAUUUAAAAUGAUUUAAUCUAUAACAAAAAAACGUUUAAAAUAUUUUAAAUGAAUUAAAUUAAUAAGUUGUGAAUUUUUACGAUUACUUUUUCUUUUAAAAUAAUAAAAAAAAAAAAAAUCAAGUCAAUUUAGCCGAAAAAAGUAGCAUUUCUUCAUAUGCAAUGUAAUGACAAAUAAGUCGGAAUUUUUAUUGUAGAAUUAUUUUUUGGAAGGAAAAAAAAAUAAUUUCAAGAAAAAAUUAUUAAUUGAAGUUUUAGCUCCGCCCCCCAAUCGUUCAAACAUUGAAAAAAAAGUCAGAAUUAUUUUUGUUGUGAAUUCUUUGGGAAUAUUUAACCAAAAAUGUUCAUUUUUAAAUGUAAAACUUUAAAUUUAAAAAUGUUUUAAUCUAUAAGAAAACAAAAAAUUAAAAUUUAAUUAUGUAUUAGAAAUUAAACAAGCCGUGAGUUUUUACAUUUACUUUAUAAAUUUGAAAAAAACAAGUACAGACGGAAUUUCCACUUAAGUCAUUAAUUAAUGUUAAGUCAUUUUAUGUCAACAAAGUUGCAAUAGUACAAGAAAACUAUAUUACGAGAAGUUUGAAUAUUACGAUACAUUUUUCUUUGUGAUGACAAGAUAUUUGUUCAUGAAUGAAGAGAAAAAAGUUCACAGUAAGAGUGACUAUUAAGUUGUCUUUUAACAGAAAUUAGGUCUGAAAAUGUCCAUUUUAAAGCAGUCAUUUGGAAUAUGCAGUAAUAACAUGGUGCUACUUAUUUGAGUAAUGGGGCCACAUUGGAAAAAAAACAUACUAUAAAAGUUUAUCUGUCCACAGAUGUGCGGACCGGGAGCCAAUUUCAAUCUUGCACAGAAAAAUAGGAGGAAAAUUUGCAAUGUCAGGAGAAAACAAUUCGAAAUAUUGAGAGAAAAAAAAAAUUGCGAAAAAUAUUUCAAAAACAAGAAGUUAUAAAUUAGUAAGUUUAUCAAAGAAAAAAAAUGAAAUAGCUUUUUUUUGUUAAAAGUUUAACGAAAUUUUUUUUUUACGAAUGUUUCAAUAUAAUAGAAAACAUUAAAAAAAAAUUUUUUUUUAAUGAACCUAUUUUUCAAAUCAGAAAAAUAUUUUUAAAAUAAGACAAAUUUAGUUCAAGUCACUUUUAGAAGAAACAAUCUACAUCAAAGUUGCAGUAGUACAAGACAACGUAAUAUUACCAUUAACUUUUUUUCCAUAAUCACAAGAAUUUUAAAUCAUGAGAUUUAAAAUUCCAAGAAUAUUACGAGAAAUAAGUUUAAUGUUAAGAGCGGUUUUAAGUUGUCUUACGAGAAUACAUUUAGGACUUUUAAAAAAAGAAUAUCCGAAAACGUAAUCCUUUUUAAAGAGUUUCAAAUAAAGUUACAAGAUAAACAAUGUGAUAAGAGAUUAAUUUAAAAAACCAAAGCUAGAAUUUGACAAAGCAGGUGAAGGGAAAUCUUAUUUAUUGUAAUGAGAGAAAAGUCAAGGAAGUUUGUUCAUGAGAUUAAAAAUUCUAAGAAAGUUACAAGAAAGUUUGUUGAGUUCAUAGUGAUUAUUAAAUUAUGAAAUACGAGGUGGCGACUUGUCCAGGGUGUACCCUGCCUUCCGCCCGAUUGUAGCUGAGAUAGGCGCCAGCGCCCCCCGCGACCCCGAAAGGGAAUAAGCGGUAGAAAAUGGAUGGAUGGAUUAUUUGAAUAUGCAGUUAUAUUAUAGUAGUGCUUAUUGACCAAGCACCUUUUUCAGGAGAAAGUAGUCAAUAUUAUGUUAUUUUUCAGAGAAUAUUAUAGUGUUAAUGUUGAUGAGAAGGACAAUUACGUUACAAGGCUCAAGUGAGGUUGAAUGCAGACGAGGAGGAGGACCAUAAGCCUGAGAGACACUCUUGAGGGAUUACGUCUCUCAGCUAGCGAAGUAAAACCUAGAUGGAACUAGAAGGUCCUGAUUAGGAAGUCUAGUCUUUCCUACUGAGACUUUUAGAAGUGAAAGAAAAUGAACAAAGUCACACUUAUCACUUUUUCCUGCUAUUUUUUUCCUUUUCAGCGUGGCCCUCACAGUCCAAAUGAACAAAUGCAGUAUUCAGCAUGAAAUUAUUUUAUUACUGAUUUAACUUAUGGUGCUAUUGUUUGAUGUUGUGUCCUGAGAAUUAAAAAAGGAAAUGAAAGGAAAUGUGAUGUUUUGAGGGACACAUUUUGUUUUUAUUGUUUGCUAAACACCAAUCAAGCUGUCAUUUGUGCCGCAUUUCUACUUGGUACCAAUCUUUUGUACUCUUUGACGUGUGAACACAGGACUACAUAUCUUAUGUUUGUUGACGAUUAAACAAUAAGAAACCAUC
Molecule: messenger RNA, 17724 nt
Organism: Nerophis ophidion (straightnose pipefish)
Lineage: Eukaryota; Metazoa; Chordata; Actinopteri; Syngnathiformes; Syngnathidae
Gene: sptb
Product: spectrin, beta, erythrocytic
Biological process (GO): actin cytoskeleton organization
Cellular component (GO): cell junction; spectrin; cell projection
Molecular function (GO): phospholipid binding; structural constituent of cytoskeleton; actin filament binding
Source: RefSeq, a predicted model, not a curated record